AUGACGCGGUUAAGUGCAGAGGCACGAUUUAUGAUAGCCAUCAUUAUUCUGGCGACAUUUACAUACACAAGUCUUUGGCUUACAUAUGUGCUUCGACCAAUCCCAAUUUAUCAUGAUGUGAAAAAACAUUCUAAGCAUUCAAACUCCAGUUUCGGCUUUGAUCAUGUUUAUGUUAUCAAUUCUUUAACUCAAACGAAAAGACAUGAAAGAAUGAAGGAUAUAGCAAAGAGAUUAGGCUUAGAGUUUGAAUUCUUUCCUGCUGUUUCUUCGGAUGACAGCAAAGUUUUCGACGAGUUCAAGUUUGACAGUGAAUUAGAUCCAUUACAUAAGGCUUCAUAUAUUACUCAUUAUAAAAUUUAUCAAUCCAUCGUUGAUAGUGAAUAUGAAGAUGCAUUAAUUUUAGAUGACAAUUUAGACUUUGAACUUGACAUCUCGUCAAUAAUGUCUAAUGUUCAUAAAAUUUUACCCGCAGAUUGGGAUCUUUUGCAUCUCAGUUUCUGUAACAGUCAAGAAGGUGUAUAUAGUAGUCCAGUGCCAGAUAGAAAAAACGUUUCACCAGAUCAUAAACUGUUUAGAUCUAAAUGGACUCAUUGUGCAAAUGCAUAUGCCAUUUCAUCCUCUGGUGCCUCAAAAUUAUUAAAAACUCUUAAACCAACGAAACUUUCGAUUGAACUUGAACUGACUAACCUGAUUCAAUCAAAAGAAAUUACUUCUUAUACUAUCUUACCACCUCCUAUCGUUCAAUGGCAAUCUUCUGUCCAAAGAAAUUAUGGCCUCUACUUUUUGAAGAAAUCUACUUUAAAUUCACUUAUUAAAAAAUCAAAACCUUGGAAUUCUACCCUCGGCUUUGAUAAUAUUUAUGUUACUAAUGUUUCAGAACGACCAGGUAAACGUGAAAAAUUAGAAAGUAUAGCGAAAAAAUUAAAAUUAAGAUUUGAAUUUGUUCAGGCAAUUUCUCAAUCUGAUGUCGAUGCAUUGAAAAGAUUUAGUCCAAGUAGUGAAUUACAACCACCUCAAAAAGCUCAUUAUUUAAGCCAUUAUAAGAUUUAUCAAUCAAUUGUUGAUAAUAGAUACGAUAGCGCAUUAAUUUUAGAAGAUGAUAUAGAUUUUGAACUUAAUAUCGUGUCAAUUAUGACUGAUACUCAUCGUAAUUUACCUGCUGAUUGGGAAAUCUUAUAUCUUGGUCAUUGUAGUGAAUUGGAAGGUGCAACUAAUGAAUAUUUAUUGGAUAGUAACGAUAUAUCUUCUGAAUUCAAAUUGUUUAAAUCUAAGAGGCCAUAUUGUACCCAUGCAUAUGCCGUUUCAUAUGUCGGUGCUCUCAAAAUGUUACAAAAACUUGGCAAACCAACAAAAUUUCCAAUUGAUAUUGAAUUGGUUCAUAUGAUUGAACAAGGA
Molecule: messenger RNA, 1395 nt
Organism: Racocetra persica
Lineage: Eukaryota; Fungi; Glomeromycota; Glomeromycetes; Diversisporales; Gigasporaceae
Source: the annotation of a GenBank genome assembly